Molecule: messenger RNA, 1008 nt
Organism: Podospora pseudocomata
Lineage: Eukaryota; Fungi; Ascomycota; Sordariomycetes; Sordariales; Podosporaceae
Gene: MIC10
Product: Mitochondrial inner membrane organizing system component
Exons: 2
Coding region: 378-659 (93 amino acids)
Cellular component (GO): MICOS complex; mitochondrion; mitochondrial inner membrane
Source: RefSeq, a predicted model, not a curated record
AGCUCAGUUCUUGGCAACGACGUCCUUGUUACCCGGCGGGUGUGUGCCAAAAACAAAAUAGCUUCAAUCAACUCAGCCGACACACACCACUGACGUACUUGCCGAACAACAGAAUAUCUCACAAAAAGUUGAGGUAUUGAUUUACCUGUACUCCUCCCACCUCCACUCGUUAUAGUCAGUCCUCUGUAUACUUACUCCAUUGUAUGAAUUACCAGUCAAUCGCUUCCAAGGUACGAUAUACCAAUCUCCCCAAAGCUCCUCCUCACAUGCUUGCAUCGAGAAUUCACAAUCCCCGCAACCACCACCACCACCACCAACCCCUCAAUAACUAACCACCGCACCAACCUACCUCCAGCACUCACUCCCGCGCAAUCACAAUGGCCGACACCGCCCCCGCGACGACGACAUCCCCCACCUCCCGCGCUGUCUCCCGCCCCGUCAGCGAAGCCCUCCUCAACGAGAAGUGGGACCGCUGCUUCUCCAACCUCAUCAUCAAGUCCUCCCUCGGCCUCGGCUUCGGCGUAGUCUUCUCAGUCCUCCUCUUCAAGCGCAGGGCGUGGCCCGCCUUCGUCGGCGUCGGCUUCGGUGCCGGCAGGGCGUACGAGGAGUGCAAUUCCAGCUUGAAGCAGGCUGCCAAGGAGAUCAGGAAGCAAGCCUAGAUCACCAAAUCAAAUUCACGCAAAAAAUAAAACCACAAAAACAAUCGAUACGCAGGGGUAGAUAAGACAGACGAGGCAAGAGAGAGGAAUGGCGCUGGAAGAGAAGGAGAUUCCGAGCUAGUGAUGGGUGGUUUGGGGAAACAAGUGUACAAAAAUUCUCUGGUGUGUCAAAAAUCACCUUACUUAGACGAGUAGGAAGAAGGGAGAGGGGAAUGAGAAGAUGACGGUUGAACUUAUUUUCUCGACAUUUAUAUAUGGUGGUGUUUGUCAUGUGCUUCUUUGGGGGAUCUCUUUGACAGGAGAUAUGACAUCGGGGUUAAGCAAAGCUGAUACAUAUUCUAGGUGCGCG